CGUAACGGACUUUGUUAAUGGAUUUGGACGGAGACUAACGGAUAGUGACUAAAUGUGACCUGUUUUUGUAAUUCGAGUGAACAAAAUUGAUAUUAGUUUUUUCUAGUUACUAAACGUGACACGAUUUAAUAAUCGCAGUGACCAAAUGUGGUAUUUACCCUUUCUUUUGGUUUUCAAUUUUUUAGGAAUUUCCGCUUUCACUUUUUCUGUUGCAGCGUGUGGACUGUGGAGCCGUGAAGGGCCAGGUUGGGCUUUGGCAGUCUUGGCAUCCUGGGGGAAUUAUGGCUUGGGGUUAUUCAGUUGAGCCCAACCCAUAAUGGAGAAUGUGUGCAAAGGUUAUUUUUUUUAGGUAAUGUAUAUUUUUUUAUCCAAACCCUUUAUAUGCUAUUAAUUAGCCAAAUCUUUCGUAAUGUAUCAUAAUAUUAGUCAUUUUUAUGUUAUUGUUAAUAAUUUUGUAACUCUUUUCGUAAUUAAAUUACUAAAAUUUUGGAAUGUUGACCUUCAUGUGUCUCUUCAAAGUCAGUAUCAUGUUGCCAAGUGAAUAUUACUAACAAAAUUGCUAACUAGAAGUUAACAUUUGGCCAAUUUUUAGUAUUUUGAUAGGUUUUGCUAAUAAAAAAAUCUUAAAAAGGUUUGGCUAAUAAAUAGUCAUUACCCUUUUUUCUCGAUAAUUCAAAGUUCAAACUUCAAAGGUUAGCAUUUUCCUAAAUAUUCGCUAGAUAGUUUUUAUAAUUAUUAAUCAGAAAAUUUAAGCUAAUAAUUAAAUCAUUUUUUACUGGGAAAAUCAGAAUUAGAUGUGUGUAAAGGUUAUUUUUUAGGUAAUGUCUAUUUUUUAUCCAAACCUUUUUCAGAUUAUUUAUAUUAUCCAAACCUGUUAAAUGCUAUUAAUUAGCCAAACCUUAGUAAUGUAUCAUAAUAUUAGUCAUUUUUAUGUUAUCGUUAAUAAUUUUGUAACUCUUUUCAUAGUUAAAUUACUAAACUUUUGGAAUGUUGACCUUCAUGUGCCUCUUCCAAGUCAGUAUCAUGUUGCCAAGUGAAUAUUACUAACAAAAUUGCUAACUGAAAGUUAACAUUUGACUAAUUCUUUGAAUUUUGAUAGGUUUGGCUAAUAAAAAAGAAUCUGAAAAAGGUUUGGCUAAUAAAUAGUCAUUACCCUUUUUUUCUCGAUAGUUCAAACUUCAAAGGUUAGCAUUUUCCUAGAUAUUUGCCAGAUAAUUUAAGCUAAUAAUUAAACCAUUUUUUAUUGGGAAAAUCAGAAUUAGAGUAAUUUUGAUUUGUUAGUGUUUUAUGGUAUUAAUUUAUUUGUAAGUUUUUUAGAACAUGUGUCUUAUCACCGAGGAACAACCCCACGUACACACUAUAUUUUGUGAUGGCAGAGCGAGACCAAACUUGGGGGCCACCUACUGUAAUUUUAUGUGCCAACAUGGCUUCAUCGCGAGCAGCCACUAGACGAACACCACUCGGGGCAUCGAACCCAGUACCUCACACAUCCCGGGACGACCUACCCAAGGCGGCACCACUAGACUACAAGGAUCAUCGUUGUCGUUGGGGGAUUGAACUCAGGACCUUGUUGGAGACGCUCCACCAGUUAUGCUAGCCUUGUUUCGCGUUUUAGAACAUAAUUACACAUAUUGUGUUUAAACUAGAUAAGUGCGCAUAAGCACGCAUACAGAGAAAAACAUAUAAGGUUUAGCUCAACUUGUGUGGCAACACGCAUACUGAGAGUUCGCGCGGCGGCGCACAUUCUAAGCGAAACAAUAUAAAGUUUAGGUAAUCUCAUGUUGCCACGCGCAUAUCGCACAAAACAUUAUAUAGUUCAGCCCAUCUCACUCUGCCACACGAGUAUAUAAAGUGAAAACUUUAAAAAGUUAGUUCAACAUGUGUACCGUCGCUCAUGCUAAACGAAACUAUAAAAAGUUUAGCUCAGUAUAUGCACGUGUCCAUGCUAAUUGAGCUAUAAUUCUCUUCUUUGUUUCUUUCGAGAAGCGAACAAUCAUCUUCCCAUGCCUUCUAUUUGUUUUUCUUCUUCCUCAAUCUCUCUGCCAAACCCUCCUCUUCCCCAUUCUCUUUUCCGGCCAAAUUCAUUUCUCCGGUGACAUGCAAGUUUAACUCAGCUCGCACGAACACACACAAAUUGAGCGAACUUUCGAAAGUUUAACUCAACUCAUGCGAUUGCGCGCACUGAGUUUAACUUCGACAAGUUUCGCUCAUCUUGCAAGGUCAUGCGCAUCUCAUCUCCACAACACAAUAUUAGUGUAGAUAUAUGUUUUAGAACAUCAUAUUCAUGGCAAUUUCAAAAACAAUUACCAUAUUUUGCAAUUCUCCCACUUCCUACAAAUAAUAUAUGGAGUUUCUCAUUAAGAACCCAUCCAAUUCAAUUUUUCCAGGCCUAUACACACAGUACGGAAGGGUACCAGGUCUUUUACUCACUCGACUAUUUCUCUACUAUUAUUACUUUUCUUUUUUUAAAAGGCAAUAAAUGCUAAUUAAAAUUCAUGCUCCAAUGGUUGACACAAUAAGAAAAAAUAGCCGAAGCUCUAAUUCUUAUGGCAUCAUAAUUCCGAUUUAUUCCCUGUAUCAAUCACUCUACAUUAGCAAUGGCAAUCGAAAGCAUCGUAAUUCUGAUUUAUUCCCUACAUCAAUCACUCUCACCAAUACAUUUGUUUUUUUUAAUAAUUAGAGUACAUUUAUAUAUAAUGUAGACAAACCAAGACGAGAAUUGUGGAUAUCAUAAUGGAUUAGAUUGAUAAGAAUACUCAUGUCCGUCUCAUAUAGCUUAGAGGGUAGGUAUUACCAACUUCAAAGCAAGUCAAAUAGAUCGGGUAAAAUGGGCUACAUCAAAAUUGCCAGCCUUAACCGACAUCAUUUUAAAUAUACAAACACCAUAGUUCUUUUCUUAAUUAUGAAUGUGUUUACAACAUUUAGUUCUUAGAAGUGAAGGCUUGAACAAAUUCUUGGUGGACUCAUGAUGAAUAGCCCCUAAUAAAUUGUUCUCUAUAAAGAUAAUUUACUAUAAAAUAUAAUUACAACAAAACAUGCCUAGGGAUAAAUUUUCAAAUACAACCGGUCAGUACCCAAAAGGGCCAAGACCCGGGAGCCCAACCAAGCAAUCUAAUCUCCAAACUCUACAUGAUGAUGUUCCCCCAUGACUUCCACUACCGUUGGAUCAACAAGCGACAUCACCUCCACCAAAAGAGCCAAACACGAUGGAAAAUGAGGCGUUGGAACACCCAAUCCGGACCGAGGGAGGCAGAGACACCCACAACCACCUCCGACCAACCUUCGCUAGACCAAACAACAUCUACCCGACGAACAGAGCACCGAAAGAAAACAACGUGUUGAACGGACGAUCGGUGACGGUGCCAUGUGAAUGAUCUUCUGUCUCCAAAAUCUUCAAGUUGAGUCCAAUGAUUUAGCCACUAAAUAUGGUUUUAUCUC
This is a messenger RNA of Linum trigynum, 3438 nucleotides long. NCBI's taxonomy places the organism in Eukaryota, Viridiplantae, Streptophyta, Magnoliopsida, Malpighiales, Linaceae. The record is from the annotation of a GenBank genome assembly.